This is a messenger RNA of Schistocerca cancellata (South American locust), 4576 nucleotides long. It is a transcript of the gene Fitm, whose product is annotated as acyl-coenzyme A diphosphatase FITM2. NCBI's taxonomy places the organism in Eukaryota, Metazoa, Arthropoda, Insecta, Orthoptera, Acrididae. The transcript has a single exon. Bases 77 to 1207 code for a protein of 376 amino acids. Gene Ontology annotation, biological process: lipid storage; phospholipid biosynthetic process; lipid droplet organization. Gene Ontology annotation, cellular component: endoplasmic reticulum membrane. The record is from RefSeq and is a predicted model, not a curated record.
AAUGUUUGGAAAAUAUCUUUGGUUGUACUUAUAACAUUGCAGAAUGCAGUAUCAUGUAGAUGUGUAAUAUUCGAUCAUGGCAACGAGAAGGCGCCCGUUGCACCAAAAUGCAGGGUCGAGACUUAACUUCAGGCCUCAGGAUAGUUAUUCCUUCGAAGCAAGGGGAAGGAAGCCUCUACCAGAGCCGUCGUCGAUAGGCAACGUCCUACUGAUGAUGGUGCUUCAUGUUUGCAGGAAGACUUUGUUUGUUGAUACAAGCAUUAAGGUGGCUGUGUAUGGUGGUUGUUUAUUUCUCCUUUCACUCAUAGCAGAUAUAUUACCUUUUCCACGCUCAUACUUUUCGAGUUCUGCGAAUGUGUUUAAUGUUUAUUUCGUGAAACUCGGUUGGGGAUGGACGCUCCUCGUAGCUUUUCCAUUUCUCAUUUUGACAAGUUACACUUAUUGCUGUGGUAAGCGAGAGCUUGUCCUGAAACACUUAAUGAGACUUGGUAUAUCCACGUGCUGUUGGUUUUUCUGGGUUAAUACUUUCAGUUACAUAGAAUCAAAUUAUGGAAGGUGCAAUCCAAAGAAACACAGCUCGAAAUCAGUAUGCCUGGGAGCAGGUGGAAGUUGGUAUGGGUUUGAUUUAUCAGGGCAUGCAUUUAUAUUGAUUUAUAGCAAUCUCGUGUUGAUUGAAGAAGCGAGAGCUAUAAUCGGAUGGGAAGGAAUACGCGACUUGAUUCGGAAUGAAGAACAUGCAAGAAGCAACAGUGAUGCGUCUGUCAGCAAUAGCCCAUUGAGAUUGUUGACAGAAGUUGAGUUCCUGCGUUUGAAAGAGUCAUACCAAAAAUUUACGCCCUAUAUACGUUCCUUAUUUAUUGGAAUGACUACCUUAAGUGUGUUGUGGGAUGUUAUGUUGGUGAGCACAAUUCUUUAUUAUCAUAUAAUGAUUGAAAAGUUCAUCAGUGGUGCUAUAGCAAUUCUUAUGUGGUUUGUGACCUAUAGGUAUUUAUAUACUUUAAUGCGCAACUUACCUGGUGAAGGACUGUUUAAAUACAGAGAUUUAAAUGUAAACAGAAGUGUUCCAUUAAACAAAAGAUCAUCAACAACAAAUGUGAAAAAUGAUAUACCCAGGUUUAUGGGGAUGCCUUUAUAUGCAGCAAGAAAUGUAGAGGAAGAAAGUCAACAAAAUGAAGAUCAGUCUUCAUCUGUGAAAACUCAGCUCUGACAUAUGUAGGUGUCCACUUCUGAAUGACCUGCUGAACAGUUAGUUACCUGCACAACUUUUCUAACUUACUUGUUAGCAUCGGAGGGAGAGCUCUGGAGAAGUAAAAGAAUUGAUGAUCAUUGAUUAUUUCAAUGAAGCAGGCAUUAAAUUUAGGACAUUUGUAAAAAAUUGAAAUGCACACUUGUUUCAGAGUGAUUAAUUUUCAAUGUGAUACCUCAUUUGCAAUGCAAUUACUGCUUCACUGUUCUGUUAGAAGUCUUGUAUGAAAUAGAUAUUCAGAUACGUUUAUGAGGCUGCUAAUUAAGAUUCAAGAUGACCUGUGGUAAAUAUUUGUUUAUACAGUAUUUAUAAGCAAUAUUCAUUAAUAACUUUUUUUAUUGGUAGAGUGUAUAACCCAUCAGUGGUAAUUCUCAACAUAAGAUGCCAUACAUUUCAUUUAAGAAGUUGUAUUUCCUUGGUAAAGUAUCUGUCCUUCAAAUUUUUAAUAUCCUUCUUUUACCUGUAUAUAAUGUUUCUGUUUGGUAUACAACAGAAGCAACCAGCGAGUGACAUGUUACUCUAUAUAUCUGUGUUUUGGAAGCCUUUUUCUCAGAGCUCUCUGUUUUCACUGAAUUUUUUUUUUGGAACUGUAGUCUAAUAGUAAUGUGUAACUGGAUUUUAUAAUGUGACAGUCACUGAGGAGCAAUCAGUUCAGUUUUGAUACUGAAUGGUACUCAUGUACAAAACUUGUAUCGUGGUAGUUGAUCAUGUGUGUUUUGUAAAAUCUAUGACAUUUUUUCCAGAAUUUUACUGUAGAAGCUAUAAUCAGAAGGGAAAUAACAUAAAUACUUCUUUUGAGGUUACUAUUCUUAUGGUCUGUCUUUAAGGCACCUAAUUUUUUCAUGCAGGAAACCAAUUUUUGGAAUGGAAUGUUAUUUAUAAUCGUUGAAAUGUGAGAUGGCUUUUUAAAGAUGUUUCCCACUGAAAGUAAGAAUUACUUUGUCGUGAUUGUUUUGUUUUAUUUAUUUGGAAGUAAGAGCACAAAUAUCUCUUUUUCAGUUGAUGACUGUUUGACACAAAGAAUUUGUGUUGCCAUUGGUGUAUUCAUUCCUUACCUUAGGAGUUCUGUUGCACUGGUGUUCUUUGCUAGGUGAUGAAACAGCAAAAAAUUGCUCCCAUUUCUUUAUAUAUUGAAAUUGCACUGCCUCUCAAACAAGCUGACUUUCUGGUUAAAUUUUACAUAUGGUAAGAUGAGUUCUGUGAUUGUCUGGUGUUGAACACUUCAGUCUAAACAGCCUCUCACAGGCACCAGUUUCCUUCCUUUGUAGAAUAUUCACUGUAUGUCUGUUGCAAUUCUACUUGAGUCCAAAAGGUUCAUUAGAUUUGUCCUGAUUUAGAGAAGACUGGCAGCAUUGUUGUAUUCUAAUUAAAAUUAUUUUGUGUUUGACAUUCCAGCGAGUCAAGUGGUAGCGGCCAUCCGCCAUCCAAUAGUAGUUGAGUGCCUAGUGCUUGCUGUGUUGCCUGUAAUGCAGUUUUCAUAUAUUGCCUUGUAAAGCAUGAUUGGCUGCGCACAACCAACACUGCUCCCCACAGCUGCAAUCCGUCAGUCCCAAAAUCAAGUUUAUUUGGAAUAUAGCCACUGACACAAAUUUUGCAUUAUGACAGCAUAAUAAUCUCCAACUGGAAAUGGGGUCAAUUCUGUGGGGACCACAUAUGCCAGUAGCAUGAAUAGACAGCAGUUUGUAUUUGAUGGAUAUGUGCCUCAGAGUUAACAUUUUUAAUGACAAAUCCUUUUUAUAAAAAUUUUGGUAAUGUGUGCUUUUAUGAUUUGUGUUAUCUGAUACCUACUCGUGUACAGUCCUUCAGGGAAAACGAGAUAAUUUUAAGCUGCCUGAACUGUAUUUUCAAGUGUUCGAUGAGCAUAGUCAUAUUUGCAUUGACGUAAAUGACCCUCGCAUUUGGUAUCUUUGAAAUGCUGAAGUUGCCUCAUAUGAUCUGUCAGUGUCGAUCCAUAUCAUCAUCAAAAUCCAAUGUGUAAAAUACUCAAUAUAAGAAGAAUUGUAGUUUAUCUCAUAAGACCCCAUUUGUUGGCUUUUGAACUUCCACUUAAGUUUUACAAUUCAACUGAGAUGUAAGGGCAGUGUGUGAGAAGUCAUGACACCAGAACCUACAUUCCAAAAGGUAAUAUUGAAAGAAAAAAGGUCACUGUAGUGUUUUAUUUCUGUCUGCACAUAUGUCAUGCAUCACGUCAUUAUGCUACAGGUCACAGUUUGCAUCCAGUACUGAUAGGCCUUACUGACCUGGUAUGUGGGAACUGUAGCCACACUUCAUUUUUCUCAUAGCUAUCCUUAUCGUAAUCUGAAUUAUAGUGUACUUUCCAUAAAUGUUUUCUCUAAUGAUUCAUAAAUUCUGUGUUUGCAUAUGUAUGUUGACAGACCUUACUUUUGAAAAUCAUUUUGGCUGCUUAUAACUUAGAAAGAAUAUCAGAUAGUUGGCCAAAUACUUCAGCCUGAGUGUAGUUUCCCUUUGUAUGUACACUCUUAAGUUUUCGUAACAUUCAAACCUGUCUUCAUUGUUUUCUAGAUAAUGUUUACUUAUUGGGAGGGGGAUGAAUAAAUUAACUCAGUUGUAUGCAAAGACUUAGGUUUACUGCAAGUUUGGUGUUACUAUUAUCUUAUUGUUAUGAAAUACCCAUUUAUUCCUUUAAACAGUGCAAUAUUGGAGUUUUGCCAUUUACAUGUAAUGUUUUAACAGUAAUUCAGAUUACAGUAUCAGUGGGAAUUUGAAAAUGUCUGAGAGUGAGAGCCAGAGAAACUUUUUGUGCUCUUAUGUGUUUUGUUUUUGAGGGAUGUUCAAAUCCUUUUCCAGCCAAUAUGCUGUUGAAAAAUUGUAUUAAAUGUCUUUCAGAAUUGCAAUUGAACUUUGGCCAAUGUCUUCAAUUUAUUUUUUUUAUUUAUUUCUAUUGAAUGUAUUUCUGUUUCUUUUACCUGUGAAUCUGACUUUGGUUUUCCAUUUUUAAUGUAUGUUUGAAAAAUGCUGUGGUGGUAAGAUGAAGUUAGAGAAUUCAGAUGAAAUGUGUUUUUUUACCAGGCAGCUGAACUAAAAGUUUUAAAUUUUCUCACAGUAUAUUUAUGAAAUAAAGCAAAAUUUUGUGUACUGUAGGCUCUCUAUCUCAAUUUGAAAUUUAUUUUAUUCCAUUAUGUGAAGGCUGUGAACAUUUUAUUAAGGCAGUACAAAUUAUUAAACUUCGUACCAGUGGUAAUGUUGCCCAGAUAGAAGCCAGGAAACAAAUAGCAAAAUGUGAAAUACAUAAAAUGUAUAUCUGUGAUGUGUUUUUCUUAACAAAUAUGUAUUUUAAGGAUUGUUAAAAUAUAUACUUUUCUAUAUUAA